GUUAGGGACCAUGCCUGUGUUGCUCCCCUCCACGGACCGCAGCAAGGACUCGCGAGUAGGGGCUCCAGAAUGGCGCCAGGCGGCCCAGGCCACGUCUCGCAAGGCGCACCUUCUGACCGAUCGCUGCGGACAGGAGGCGGUGACAAUGUGGCAGCCCAAAGACAGUGUGCUGGACCCGAACGUGGCUCACCACCUGGGCCGCGCCGCCUACAUGGAGCCCUGGCGCUUUCGCGUGGAGAUGCUGAAAGGCGGCGGCACCCUGGAGAAGCCACCGCCGGGAGAAGGCGUCACUCUGUGGAAAGGGAAGAUGAAGCCCCCAGCCUGGUACGCGCGCCUACCGCUGCCUAUGCACCGCGACGCUCAUGCCCAGCAGACCGCCGAGGUGGUGCACGCGCACGCGCGCGGGGCGCGCCUCACCGCCGCCCGCCUGGGCCGCGCGCAGCACCAGAUCAAUGGGCAGCUGCGGCUGCUCCUGCGCCAGCGCGAGGCCAGCGAUCGCAGGCUCAGCGAAGUGCGCAAGGGCCUGCUCAUCAACCAGCAGAGCGUCAAGCUGCGGGGCUACCGACCCAAGUCCGAGAAGAUCCCAGACAAGGCUGACAGCAUGCUUGCCUGGGAGAAGGAGGAGCUGAAGUCCAUGAAGAGAAAAAUGGAAAAAGACAUGGAAAAAUCAGAGACCUUGCUCAAGGCUCUGGCCUCCUGUCGGGACACUCUGGACUUCUACUGUCAGGAAAGACUUCAAGCUGUGGAGCUCAUGAACCAGCCGCUGGACAAGGUUCUGGAGCAGGCUGGUCGCCACUCAUGGGUGGACAUCACCCGACCCCCAACUCCGAGAACUCAAGGCCAGAAAACGCCUCCCCCUGACCCGGUGGGCACAUACACACCAGCCUGUGCUAAAGCCUUGUUUGAAGCCAAGCGCUUGUUGAUGGAGUCCAAGGACACUUUAGCAGAGCUGGCAAAGAACGAGGUGGACAUUCAAAAUCAACAACAGCAGAUCAGCGACCUCGUAUGUGCUUCACUAGCACAGAAGAUGCGUGAGACCUUGGAGCUGAAGGAAAGAAUGACCAUGACUUUAGGGCUAAUGAGGGGAACUAUCCACCGGUGCAUGAAAUUCAAUCAAGAGAUGUAUGUCACCAGGGGCCUUAUCAAGGGUCCUCUGUUGAAAAGAAACCUGGAGGCUCGAGAGAAACUAAACAGACCCUUGGUUCGCAUGUAUCAGAGACACGUGGGCACCCAGCUCCCAGAGGCUACGCACCUUGCCCAGGGUACUGACAAGCUGAUGCGCCACAACUUGCACAUGGAAAAGAAUUUAGAAGCGCUCCGAACAACACACGACAACCUCGCCUGGAGCCUCAACUGCAAAAAGAUAGGGCAUGACGUUGAUUACGAUGUGGUGCGCCUGCGCCUGCGCCAGCGCCACCCGCAUGUAUGCUAUGAGCAAGCACAGCGCCUGGUUAAUGACUGGGACCUUUGCACGCCACCGCGCAGCGGAACCGGUACUACCCUCAAGUGA
This is a messenger RNA of Phodopus roborovskii (desert hamster), 1510 nucleotides long. It is a transcript of the gene Tektl1, whose product is annotated as coiled-coil domain containing 105. Lineage: Eukaryota; Metazoa; Chordata; Mammalia; Rodentia; Cricetidae. Bases 11 to 1510 code for a protein of 499 amino acids. The record is from RefSeq and is a predicted model, not a curated record. The transcript has 7 exons.